AUGAACAACAAGGAGGCCCAGCAUGAGGCGGAGGCCUACGCAGACGACGAUCUUGCGAUGGACUCUCAGCAGAGUAUGCGAGGUACCGAUGCGGAUGCUCGCGAUAUGAAAGUCAUGGGCAAAACCCAAGAACUCAAUCGGAAUUUCAGGUUCAUAUCCAUAUUGGGGUUCUCUUGUACUGCAAUGUCCACGUGGGAAAUUACGCUUUCCUCGAGCACCUUUGGCCUCAUCAACGGUGGUCUGCCUGGUCUCGUAUGGGGCUACUUUAUCGUGUGGUGCGGUUAUUUCACUGUCUUCGCCUCCAUAGCAGAGUUGGCCUCGAUGAUGCCCACUGCUGGUGGACAAUACCACUGGGUUUCGGAACUCUCUCCUAAAAGCUGCCAGAAGUUCCUCAGUUACCUGGUUGGAUGGUUCAGCGCACUCGGAUGGCAAACCGGAUACGCCUCGAUCGCUUUCAUUGCUGGUACGCUUAUUCAGGGUCUGAUUGUCCUGAACGACGAGACCUACAUCUUCAAACGAUGGCACGGUACUCUUCUUGUGAUCGCCAUUACGGCUUUCUCCAUUCUCUUCAAUACAUUCCUCGCAAAGCGAUUGCCACUUGUUGAAGGCAUGGUUUUGAUCCUUCAUAUCCUGGGCUUUUUUGGCGUGCUCAUUCCACUUUGGGUCCUUGCGCCUCGGAACUCAACGGAGGUGGUCUUCACGGAGUUCGUCAAUCUGGGCGGAUGGAGCUCGACUGGUCUAUCCGUCAUGGUCGGCAUGCUUACAACGGUCUAUGGCAUGCUCGGAGCUGAUAGCGCUGUUCACAUGUCCGAAGAAAUUCGAGAUGCCGGGAUCGUUCUUCCUCGCGCAACAAUGUGGGCGCUGUUUAUCAACGGCGCAUGUGGUUUUAUUAUGAUGAUUACCUACGCUUUCACAUUGGGUGAUCCUGUGGCAGCUCUCGAAUCCCCCACUGGAUACCCUGUUAUUAGUGGCUUCUUUUAUGCAACAAGAAGCCAUGCCGGUACAAGCGUCAUGAUUGCUAUUAUCAUCAUCAACACCACGAGCAGUUGUAUAUCUACAUUGGCAACUGUUUCGAGACAGACUUGGUCUUUCGCUCGUGAUCGCGGCCUGCCGUUCAGCGACUUCAUCGGCCACAUCAAACCUGGCUGGAACAUCCCGCUCAAUGCGGUGCUGUUGACAUUACUCUUCACGACCCUCCUCUCGCUUAUCAACAUUGGCUCGACUGUGGCAUUCAACGCAAUUUGCUCAAUGGCAACCAACGCCUUGCUCUCGACAUACAUCAUCUCCCUCAGCUGCUUGAUUCUCCGUCGUAUUCGAGGGCCCCCUCUCCAGCCUCGCCGCUGGUCUCUGGGCCAAUUCGGCUUGCCCAUCAACGUUGCCGCUUUGCUCUUCUCCACUUGGAUCUGGGUGUUUUGCUUCUUCCCUCAAACAACCCCAGUGCAUGCCAAAUCGAUGAACUGGAACAUCGUUAUCAAUGCUGGUAUCAUGAUCAUCGCCGUCUUCUACUACUUUGUCAAAGGAAAGUACCAAUAUGUGGCACCAGUUGUUCUGGUGAAGAGAGAUGUCUGA
This is a messenger RNA of Exophiala spinifera, 1569 nucleotides long. RefSeq lists its product as uncharacterized. The transcript is spliced from 8 exons. The coding region runs from base 1 to 1569 and encodes 522 amino acids. The record is from RefSeq and is a predicted model, not a curated record. Gene Ontology annotation, biological process: transmembrane transport. Gene Ontology annotation, molecular function: transmembrane transporter activity. Lineage: Eukaryota; Fungi; Ascomycota; Eurotiomycetes; Chaetothyriales; Herpotrichiellaceae. Gene Ontology annotation, cellular component: membrane.